This is a messenger RNA of Clonostachys rhizophaga, 228 nucleotides long. Lineage: Eukaryota; Fungi; Ascomycota; Sordariomycetes; Hypocreales; Bionectriaceae. The record is from the annotation of a GenBank genome assembly.
AUGUCCACGCCCAUCUUCUGGUCCACACCCCUCAAGUACUGCCGAUGGGCAGCCCGCGAGCGCCCUGCCCUCUUCUGGUCCGUCGUCAUCGGCGCCACCGGCCCUGCCCUGAUGCCCAUCGUCCCUCCCAUUCGACACUACCUUGGCGACAUUGACCCCAAGCCCGUGCCGACCACCUACCCAGUUCCCUCCGGCCCGAGGAAGCAACUGAGCGGCUACGACGACUAA